AUGUACCCACUCGCGAGCUCCGCUGAUCACGCCGUCCCCUUCCUCCUCAUCUUCCUCCUCCUCAUCUCUGCUGCUGCUGCUGCUGCAACAGCGAUACUCGAGCCAUCGGCGGACCAAGACCAGAAGCGGCGGGACCUGGUAGAGCUGUUCCGCAAGUACCUUCGGAUCCGCACCACACACCCAAACCCGGAUUAUGCAACCGCGGCUGCCUUCCUCACCGCUGAGGCCCGCUCUGUCGGGCUGCUCACCCAAACCCUGGAGUUCGUCCCGGGGAAACCCAUCCUCCUCUUCACAUGGCCUGGCGCUGACCCCUUACUGCCUUCCAUCCUUCUCAAUUCGCACAUGGACAGUGUCCCCGUCGAGGAGGACAAGUGGAUCCACCCUCCAUUAGCCGCUCAUCUGGAUCCCGCCGACGGCCGCAUCUUCGCCCGGGGGGCGCAGGACGACAAGUGCUUGGCCAUCCAGUACCUCGAGGCCCUGCGCACUCUGAAAGCCGACUCUACCUUCACUCCGCUUCGUUCGAUCCAUGUCACUUUAGUGCCUGACGAGGAGAUCGGCGGGAGGGAUGGGGCCGCCAUGUUCACCGCCUCUGAGGUGUUCCGGCAGCUGAACGUGGGUUUCGUGCUGGACGAGGGGCAGGCUUCACCUACAGGUGAAUUCAGGGUCUUCUAUGCCGACAGAGCGCCUUGGCGGCUGAUUGUGAAGGCCCGUGGGCAGCCCGGCCAUGGGGCGAGGAUGUACGACAACACUGCCAUUGAGAAUUUGAUGGAACUUGUGGAGGCUGUGACCUACUACAGGAACAGCCAGUUUGACCUCGUAAAGGCCGGGCUCAAGGCUGCUUCAGAGGUCAUCUCGCUGAACCCGGUGUACUUCAAAGCUGGCACACAUUCGCCUACGGUAAUACAUGUAUAAACAUAUUUGGAUUCUCAAUUUCUUCUCAGGGUCGGCGGAGAAUCGUUCCGGCCGUUAACCGUAGUAAAAGCUGAUGAAUAAUGAUUUCUCUGACAAAAACAUAGCCUUCGUAUUUGCAUGUAAUUUUUCAACGUGUACCAUCUUGCUUUUGUUCGUUUGAAAUUGUGCUGCAUGAUUAUUCACCUCAACCUAUUUGCCUUUAGGCUAUACAUAAUUAUCUCAAUACAAACCGACUCAAAUUGUCAUUUUGGCCGAAAAUGCUGAGGCGGGUAACGAUGAUUUCUCUGCAUCACACAUUAUGUGCAUGGCUGUUAGUGGCAGCUUGGAUAGUGAUGAGGGUCAAUCAGGCAGUGGUGGUGAAACUGGAAUCAUAUUUCUGAGUAUAUAUACGUACAUAUAAUAAUAUUAUUAUGUUAUUUCUUUGCGGACCUCAGUUGAAUAGCCAAAAGCAAAAAGGUGCUUUCAUUGUUUUUUUCUUUUCUUUUUCCAUGUGAACCUUACAUUCAAUGUUUGCUUCUAAAGAAGAUCAAGGAAGGUGAUGGCACUAAUGAUGCUUUUGGUGUUUGAAUCGAAGAGAUUUUUUUAAUUCUUUUGGAGGCAUCAAAGCUGUGAUGAACAUGUUAAAGUGGAGAGCUAAAUAAGACACUUUUCAGUGAUCAUUUCAUGGACAUGCUCUAGAAGAUUUUAGUGAAGAAUUCUAUUUAGCUAUUCCGUUAAUCAACUUCGAGUGAGUUUUUAUAGACUAAUUGACUGUGAGUAUGCGUAAAUUAAAGGGACUGUAUGUGGCUUUGUCUACAUGAAAAAAAAAAGAAGUGGAAUUUUCAUAUGCACUCCAUGAAGAGGGUUUUGUAACUCAGCAUCAAGGGUGAAAAUUUCGUCUAGGUAGUAAUUAGUUCUUAUUUAAUUGAAGUUAUCUUAAUUAGAUUAUUGAGAUUGAAUGGCCUGACCCUAAAUUUUUUUCCUGUAAUCUUGUUCCUUACUUUGGUUAAACAAAUGCGAUCCCUGAUGUUAUGAAGUACUGGUACAUGUUCUGUGUGAGAUAUUUAUUUCUUAGUUUUGUAUGAUCAUUGUUUUGAUUUUUGGCAUUUUUCUUCCUGGAUGAGUUUGAAUACGGGCUAAAAUAUCUCAGAUUGGUAGCCUUAUUGAAAGGAAGAAACCCUCAGUGAGAAGUUACUGACGAGAAAGAUAUCCUUGAGGCAUGAGAGGUGGCAGCUGAAGGAAAAAAAGUAGACACAGAAAUGUUAUCAAGCACAAAGUAAAUGUCUAAAUAAUAAAAAAAAUACAUAACUAGAAGGGUUUAGCUUUUGAUGACCAAGUGAAAGGGAUGUUGGGCCAAAAUAAUGAUAACUUGGUCGGUCAACUUGCAUGACAUGUGGACACGAAGACUUACGUACUUAACUUGGUGCGAAUAAAGUCACCUCAGACAUAGAACAUUGAAUCUGCUUCAAUUACAGUGAUUUGAUCUGGCAAUGUUCACUCGAUGGCCUUAUGAAAUACAUGGAUUAGAAAAUUUGGGAUCUUUACCCUGUCAAUCCGGUGGAAGCUAAUCUUAGGGUGUGAAGCUAAAUGCAAUGAACAUGUUUUGGAAGCUAAUAUUAAGGAUGGUGGCCUAGACCAGCGUUUGCUUAAAAAAAUGUGUCAUCAGUUGCAAUAGCUGUUCAUAUUUUCGGGGCAGAUUCGACACCUUACGUUAUGUGAUUGUCUUCUUUUAGGAUCACCCAACUUCUUAGUCAUUCAAAUGAUACGUAGUUUAAUUUGUCCUUUUUUCUUUAUAAUCAUGCGCAGUAUUAAGAAUUCAUUACCGUUCACAAUGUAAUUUUAUCUGCUGAUGGUUUAAAGUUAGUAUUUGGAUCUAUUGAAUACCCAGAGCAUAUGAUUGGAACACUCAAAAGUCUUUCCAAAGGAAAAAUGCGUGAGAAAGAACUCUUGCUAUGCCAUCUUGAACACUUUCUCUCUGAUCGUUCUCUACAGUAGUGUUCUUUCACAUGUGCCGCGUGCUAGUCGGAUUAGAAAAUGCUCUUUUCUUCUUUAAAUUCCGUAAUCCACCUUUUGUAUUUGUCUGUGGGCAUCUUUGUUAUGAUUAUUUCUCAUCAUAUACUAAACAUCACCUUGGAGUGGCCUGCAUUUUGCUUGUUCGAGUAGGUAUCAAAACAUUACUAUGAACAGCGUUAUUAUUUCUUUAUCGUCGUGCAACCCCUUCUUAAAUUCAGAUUAAUUUUGUGAAGUGAUUUCACCAGGGUUUUGUUAUGAACAUGCAACCUUCUGAAGCUGAGGUAGGCUUUGAUGUUCGCAUUCCUCCCACAGAAAACCCUGACAUCAUAAGAAGGAGAAUCCAAGAGGAAUGGGCUACAAUUUCAAUGAAUCUAACGUUCAAGGUAAUAUAUUUUUGUCUUUGAUUGGAUAGAUGGUUAUAUCUAUGAGCUUUUUGAUGAACUAGGAAUAUAAAUAGGUAUUGUCUCAUAGACAACUCUGAGGCACAACUACUCUACUGCUCAUGAAUAUCUUGGAAUCGAGAUAUGAAGAUACCCUGCAGCCUAUCUCUGAGGAAUCAUGCAAACAGAGAUAGCUAAAUAGUUGUGUACAAGUGUACGAUAGUGGCAAUGCAGAAGUAUCCAAGUAAAUGGCAGUGUAGACUGUUUUCUCAAAUGGUGUGGUCGAGUUGGAAGUCUCGAUGUACAUUUCAAAUCAAAUUCAUGGAUGAUGCCCAGUGAUUUCAUUUAUGUCUAUAUUAUUUGCAUGUUAACAUAUUCAACAGUGCUACUAACAACAGAUGACCAGAGACAUUGUUCUGGCUAAGAAGACUCAAGUCUCUGCACCUAUGUGUGGGAAACAGUUAAGCGUGUUCUAGCCUUCAUGCUGGGAUCAAUAUUUCAUUCACAGAUGGAUUAAAAUCUUCAUAUAUAAUGUGUUUUUUUUUCUGUAUGCACCUCAAUCUUCUCUCUCUUCCCUCCCACAUCAGUUCAACCUAAUUUACUGGGAUCUGUAUCAUUUAUCCUUAUUGAUUCACUUUAACCAUGGUCCUAUACUUGAUCGUGUGUAUAAUUUUUUUUAUUUUUUUUCACGUUAUUAAUAUUCAGUCCAAUACAUUCCAGAUUUUCUAAAUGAUUCUGAACAAUCUGGCAGCUUAUUGAGUUAGGUCCGCUAACAGACCAUGCCGGGCGUCCUCUCAUGACGGCGACAAACGAGUCCAACCCUUGGUGGGCCGUCUUCAAACAGGCUAUCAGUGAUUCUGGAGGAAAACUGGCCGAGCCAGAGAUCUUAUCCUCCACAACAGAUGCUCGAUUCAUGAGACAGAUGGGCAUUCCUUCUCUCGGCUUCUCUCCAAUGGCAAACACCCCGAUUCUGCUUCACGAACACAACGAGGUAGCAUUGCCCUGAUCCAUCCUGCUCUUUGAUGUUCUUGCUCGCUCCCCUUCUCGGCUCCCCUCAUUCCUUGGGGUCUCUGCUCCCAGUUUCUCCAGGACGCCGUGUUUCUGAAGGGAAUCGAGGUGUACAGGCAUGUCAUCAGAUCGUUGAGCACAUUUAUGGAAAGCUCGGUGUAG
Molecule: messenger RNA, 4454 nt
Organism: Spirodela intermedia
Lineage: Eukaryota; Viridiplantae; Streptophyta; Magnoliopsida; Alismatales; Araceae
Source: the annotation of a GenBank genome assembly